Molecule: messenger RNA, 1488 nt
Organism: Olea europaea var. sylvestris
Lineage: Eukaryota; Viridiplantae; Streptophyta; Magnoliopsida; Lamiales; Oleaceae
Product: L-type lectin-domain containing receptor kinase VIII.2-like
Exons: 1
Coding region: 235-1311 (358 amino acids)
Molecular function (GO): carbohydrate binding
Source: RefSeq, a predicted model, not a curated record
UGAGUGUGCAUCCAAGAGUCAAAGUAAAACGAAUUUCCCCAGCCAUCCACCACCGUGCAGCACCAGCAAAAUCCCUUGCCCCAACAUUUUUUGUUCUAAAGAUCAAACUUCUGCUCACAAAGCCUAGAAAAAUUCGUAAAUAAGUACCACGCGUUCUUCAAAGAAAGCCUUGUAAAUCCAGAAUAAAAGAUAAAAAAGCAAAGCCUCAGCCUCUUGCUCUCAACCAGAUCAAGAAUGGCUUCAAUUUCGGUUUCCAGGUACUUCAUGGCUUUCUUCUUACUGAAUCUUUACUUGGAAGUUGUAGCUGCUGAGCCAUAUAUGUCAUUUUCUUUCAAGAACUUUGGUAAAGAUUCAAAAGAAUUUGAAUCACAGAUUGCUCUGUAUGGUGAUGCUAAGUUUUCUAAUGAUAGUAUUCAAAUUUCUGGUUCUCAGAUUUCUAGUUCUGGGAGAGUCAUUUUCAAGAAACCUGUUAAGUUUGUUGAAGGAAACCCAAGAAAUAUGGUGUCAUUCUCUAUGUAUUUUGUGUUUUCCAUGUCUAGUGAAAAUGGAGAUGGCUUGGCCUUUAUUAUAGCUCCUGUUAAUUUUCCUUGGAAUGUUUUUGAUGGUUGUUCAAUGGGGCUUGUGGGUGACAAAAAAUUAAGGUUUCUUGCUGUUGAAUUUGAUACUUUUAAAGAUGAAAAGUACGGUGAUGUGAAUGGUAAUCAUGUUGGGGUUGAUAUUGAUAGUCCUGUGUCUGCUAAAGUGAGCAAUGUUUCAUCGAUCAAUUUGGUGCUCAAUAGUGCUGAAAAAUUACAGGCCUGGAUUGACUAUGAAGCAAAUUCUAAAAGAAUAGAGUUGAGGCUAAGUAAGAUAGGUGUCGUUAGGCCAGUCGACCCAUUGCUUUCUUAUCCUAUUGACUUGUCACAAAUGUGGGAAAAUGAGGAUGUUUUAGUGGGAUUGAGUUCAUCUAGUGGGAAUUCAUCGCAAAAGAGUAAUGUGCAUUCAUGGAGUUUUAGGUCAAGAACUGUUCCACAUUGGAUGCAUUCAGAACCAAUGGACCCCGAGUCUUUUGUGGAUAAGGAAGAAGAACUGAAUGUUCGUAAGAGAAGUGAUUGUGUCGUGAGAAUACUUGCUGCCUUAAUUUUUGGCACUGGAUGUGGAGCAUUAGGAGCAUUCACUGUGUUGUUUGUUUGGACUAUCCUGGCAAAUAGGCGCCCUGUGGUGCCGGAGGAAUAUGUUGUGCGACCGAAGGAAUAUGCUUUGCAGCCAAAGGAAUUUCAGUACAAAAAGUUCAAUGUUGCUGUAGACAAGGCAAUUGAAGAUGGUAAGUAGGUGUUGGGCUUGGAGAUCAGUUGGUGUGCCUUUUGUAUGUAAAUCCCGUUCAUUUUUGUACAUGCAUGUUUCGAUUUAGUGGUGCUGUAAUUUAAUGAUCAAGCAUUCAAGUGUAGUUAUGAUCAUCAAAAUACAGCCUCGGAUGGGGAACAUGGAAUGUUAACUCUGAACAUUUCC